Messenger RNA from Chelonus insularis, 3275 nucleotides. Its product is annotated as centrosomal protein of 104 kDa. Bases 182 to 2824 code for a protein of 880 amino acids. Gene Ontology annotation, cellular component: cilium. Lineage: Eukaryota; Metazoa; Arthropoda; Insecta; Hymenoptera; Braconidae. Gene Ontology annotation, molecular function: protein binding. The transcript has 15 exons. The record is from RefSeq and is a predicted model, not a curated record.
CUUAGCUGCGAUCAGACGUUUCUGCAAGGUUGGCUUUGCGCCGGGGUGAAUUUGCCAGCACCCAUACUUUCGAGCUUUGAAAUGAUUGUGCCUUUUAAAUUUGACAUUACAUACAUUUACAUAACUCUCGACAUCAAAUAGUCUCUUUCUUCAUCGGAAAUAAUUUCAAACAAGACUAGUCAUGCCAAGAAAAAUAGGAUUUAAUGUCGUGUACGCUACAAGUGAAGAAGAAAGACAUUCUAGUCUUGAACUAAACGUUCAUGGACCAACUGUAAGAGGAUGGCAGAGUGCACGAAGAUGUGGAUAUCCACAGGAGCUUAUCCUACGACUUCAAGGACCAGCAAAAAUCACGAGAAUUCAAGUGCUUGCUCAUCAAUAUCUCAUUCCUGAGAAAUUGGAAAUAUGGACAACACGAGAAGAGAAUGCUUCUGUGAAUACAGCAUUUAAUUAUUUAGGAUAUAUCACAUUAUCAGACAAUGAAUCUACGCUUUAUAAAAGCAGGGAAUUAAAAAGUGUUGCUCUUCCAGAAACAGAAGCUAAUUCACUUAAAUUACGGCUGCAUAAACCACACCAAAAUUCUCAUAAUGUUCAUGAACAGGUUGGCCUCAUUGCUAUCAACAUUAUUGGAGAACCAUUUGGACAUGAUCAAGCUGAUGCUCCAUACAAUCCACACUACACAUCACCCUAUGAUGACCUGGCAUUUGAAAUGUAUGUCGAUCGAGAAGUUGCAAAAAUCAUUAGACAAAUGGAAGCUAAGAAAUUACAAGCUGCUGAAGAGGAACGAUUUGAAUAUGCAUCAAAGCUUAAGGUUGCAAUGGAGAUCUUGAGAAAAGCUGGAGAACGACUUGGAAAGUACGAAUUAGAGAAGAAAUAUGCUAUAGCAUUGGAGGAUUAUGAUAAAGCAAAAGCUAAGAAAGCUCAAGCACAACAAUAUAGACAAGAAGUCUAUGAGAGUUUGGAAGUUGAAGAUUUAUUAGAAUUGAAUGGGCCCUUGGAGAAAAACAAUAUUUCAUCAGUAGAUGGCCAAGAGCCAACUGCUGCCUGUACAUCAAAUACGACAGGAGUCCCAGAAGAUAUUUUAUCACCUCCCAGAUUAGUUGUUCCACCUGGUCGUGAUGGUGCUAUUUCACCCACUGGACCUGCUCAUCAACCUCCAGUUUCUCCUCUUCAUCAAAAGCCUCAUAGUCCAGAAAUCACAGAAAGUCCUUCAAAUGGUGUGAUAGAAAGACAUAAUAGUCGAAACACAGGAUCUUUGAAGAGGAAAACAAAAUCUGCUGGACCUUCUUUAAAAUCUAGUUAUGAAGCUUAUGAAGAAAGAACUAUUCCAGCUUUACGACAUUCACACACGAAUGAGUUCACAAGAGAAUGUCAUUUAGAUAGCAGUGAUAUAAAAAUCAAUUCAAAGCUCAACGAUAGAGAAAAAAAGCAAGCUGCGCUACCAAUUACUGUUUUUGGAAUGGAAAUGGUUGAAAAAUUUUAUUCAAAGCAAUUUACGGAUAAAGAGGAAGGUUUAAUGAUGUUAAAAGAUGAAUUGAAAAAAUUCGAUCCAGAAGUAUCCAAGCAUUCAGCAAAUAAGACUGCAAGGGCCACGAUAUUAUUGUUACAUCGAGCUCUUAGAGACAAAGUCUUCAGUGUAUAUAGUUUAGCUGCUCAACUAAUUAGAAUAUUUUUUUCUGAAUUUGCUACAAAUAGAGUAUCAUCAGCUGAAAUAGCUAGAAGCGUAGAUAGAUUGCUUCCAGAGCUUUUAACUAAAUCAGGAGACACUACUCCGCGGAUUCAUAAUAUGGCAGUUCACACAAUCUUAAGCAUGGCUGAUUGUCCAUGUGUAAGAGAACUUCAUAUAAUUCCAGUCCAUUUAAGUCGUCCAGUCAGUAGCAGUACUCAUCAGAGAUUAGCUUUAAGUCGAUUAGAAAUGGUAGAGCAACUUAUUCUAAAUCAUGGCAUUUCUACUGAUAAACAAAGAUAUUGUCAUUGUUGCAGUGGAUUAACAUGCCGAACUCUCUCCGAACUAGGAUCUUCCGGUUUGCAUCAUCCAGCAGAAGCAGUUAGGAAAGUUUCUGAGAGGAUUUUAGUGUUAGUUUAUAAAGUUAAUCCACGAUUAGUUCGAAAACAGCUCCCUCCAGAUGAUGAUAUCACCAGAAGAAACUUAUUGUAUCGCCAACUUUUCCAUGAAUUUGAUUUAAUUGAUCUUCAGCGAAAAAAAGAAUUGGAAUCGAAUCAAAAGUCCACAGUAACUCCAACUCGUACAAAGUCAAUUGACAAUAAUGUCUCAAACCUCACAAAGUCCCCUUCUAGGUCAAGUCCAGUGCAUGUCAGCACAGAAAGUUCAACGAGCGUCACGUCACCCUCAGAAAAUAGUGGAGAUUACAAAGGCGAUAAACCUUGUAUAUUUUGUCUAUCGAAAGACCAAGCAUACUCUGAAGAGGGUUUGAAUAUUCAUUACUGGAGGAGUUGUCCUAUGCUGACUCGAUGUGAGUCAUGUAAACAAGUAGUGGAAAUUUCGCACUUAAAUUCACACUUGUUGAACGAGUGUGAUCAACGAAAUAGCUACGUCAAGUGUGAUACAUGCAAGCUAGCUGUUUUAGAAAAAUGUUUUCCUGAACACUCGAAGGAUGAACAGUGCAGAAAACCAAUUGAAGGAUAUAGUCGAUGUCCACUCUGUCAUAUUCUAGUCAAUCAAAAUAAAUGGAGAGAUCAUCUGAUGGGAGAGAGUCCAUGCACAAAUAACCCUCGAAAUAAAUUUAGUAAAUCAUGCACAAAAUCGCCGUCUAAGUCUCAAAUUCUAAGUGGGAAAAUAACUUCACCAACAGGAAGAGACUACUAGCAUUAAUCUUAACAAUCCACUAUUGUGGAUUGUCUCUAUUUAAUACAGAUAUUUUUGAGUCCUUUUUUGUUUGAUAGUUUAUGUAUUUGUUAUUUAAAAUGUGAUGUUUUUUCAUAUUUAUACAUAUAUUAAAAUUUUUGAUAGUAAAACCCGUCCUCUAGAGAUGAUUAUCACGUAAUUAUAAAUAAUCACUAUUUAUUAAUUACUUAAUACUUUCAUUGGUAAUUACUACCGCUGUCAAUACUAUCAUAUUAACUUGUUACCAUCCAUUAAUUAUUGAUAAUUAUCGCCGAAUGCUGAUUUUCCUGACUAUGUAUUGAUAAGAGAAUUGAUUAAAAUUUUUACUUGAAGAAUUUUUACUGUUAAUAAACUUGCUAGUCAUUAUGAAAUUGAUGCAACAAUUUUCCAUUAUACAAAUUCAUGUAUACUAAAUUAUUUUUAAAAAUAAUAU